AUGUGGGUCGAAGUUCGACGUGCUUGUGAGGCUGUACAGAAUUUCGAGGAACGCGAAAGCAUCGCUGAGUGCACCGAACUGAUCAGAGAAAUCGAAAAAUUCAAAUGGAGAAUUCAAAACAUCUUGAAAAACCAGGGUAAAUCUUCUAUCGAACGAGUCAAACUCAAGGCAGAUGCCGAGGUCUCAAUUGAUGGCGUUAAAGUCGCUCUAGAUCAGACACUUUGCGAUGAGGCCAUGAUAAUCAGUGAUAUUUUCAAUCUUAACGAAAUGGAUGCACUGGAACUUGUUCUAUCGGGUGAAAGCCAAAGGAUCCAUUUUGACUGCCUGAAUCGAGGAUUAAUAGCUGUUGUAUGCUAUUACGACGUGCACAGGCUACUCGCAGUCCUUUUGAGAACGAUGUUGGAAUGGGACAAGGAGACGAUGCAUGAGACCCUACGAGCGUUUAUCGAGCAGAAUUUCGUGCAGCGCACUAUGUUUCAACACCUUCUACAACUCCAAGCCAGCUUCAGUGUGGCCACGGAAUUCCACUUGUUAUCGCAGCCGCAUGUGAACGGCCUGGGCGGUCCGAAGCAUCAAACUUUGCUCAGGAAUGUUAUCGAAGAAAUUCGGGAAAAUGCUGCUGAAGCUUUGUACUCGUUGUGUGAGUGGGGAGCUGAACAUGCGAAUGAAUUUCUGAUGGAUGUGUAUCCUGUUCUGAAGGCUGUUCCGCUGGCCGAGAAAUUUCUGGCACAUCAUCUAUCUGCCUGGAUCUGCUUGGUGAAGCUAACAUCUCAGACUGUCCUAUCUCAAACAAACACAGCAGCAUCAGUGCUUGCGAAUUUCGUGAAGGAAAUUCGCAACGAGACCGUGUGGAGUGACCAAUCUGUAUGUGGAACUGCGCAACUAGCGUGUGCAAUAGCUCUUCGAUCUCUUGCCGUUAGCCCAGCUGAUCACUUGAAUAUCACUAAUGUGGAAGUAGAUGUGGACAAGGUGGUUGAUCGAGCUGUGCGUAACAUGGCAAUGCUGUUCAUUCGUCAUGGUGUCAUUGGGUCAGAUUACUUCAAACAAUGUUGUACUCAUGUUCGUGUCGUGGAUGGCUUGCUUAAACAACUCAUCGCCCUUUUCCCUGCUAAGCUCAUGGAAAUCGAGCGAAAUUCCGAAGACGAACUAACAUGGGUGGAUGAGAUGCUACACCUGCUUUGCAUUACGAGAAUAUCCUCCGCUGUAUAUCCGGACCUGUAUCAAAUUGUUGAUGAUCCAAAAGCAAGUGAAAACGUGAAGUCGUAUAUCGUGGAGCUGAGCAUAGCUUUCAGUAGCUCAGGAUCUAUGGAGCUGUGCCGUUUUAUCGAGCGUGCUCGCCUUCCACAUCAUGUCGUCCAUGCUGUCGCCUACCUUGAUCUACUGUGUGCGAUAUGCCGCACACGCCAAGUUGCAGCGUUCAUUUUUGAUGUGUUCGCCAGGGUCCCAGCUCAUGAUGAUGGGUAUGUCGGAUGGGAUCAUGUAAUGUCAGCGCUGCGGUCAUAUGAACGACUAUUUCGAGAGAGACCUGGUGGAACUUCGAUGUUCGGGCAUUCAUUAUCACAGCAGCAGCCGAAGGCGGUCAUCCCCCCACGAGAGUUAAUAGGAAUGAUUACAUGGAUAAAUCUUUCGAGGAUUGUGAUAAGCUUGGAUGAAGAGGCUGCUGAAGUGUUUUUGGAAGAGCGCCAAUGGGCAGUUCUGGAUGCUGCGUUAGGAGUGGUGUCAGCACCUGUCCCCCUUCCACUGAAGGGAGCUCUUUUGAGACUGGUAGCCGCACUCGCAAAGAGGGAAGCGUCAGCGAUGAGGUUCGUCUUGCGCAAUAGUUUAGAGAACGAGAGUUUAUCCAAAGCUUUAAGGAUCUGGACGGCUCUCAAUGCUCACCAGUUGUGUACUUUUGCAGAAAACGGAACGCUGUUAGGUUUGCAGAAAGAGCUCGAAGAGCGCGAGUGUACUGAAGAGAUGUUCGACACCUCUCUAGGAUUGGUCAACGUUUUGCGGUCUCUUUUAUCGCACACGCACAUAUGGCUUCACGAUCGUAUAAGGACAUCGAACAGUUCGUGA
Molecule: messenger RNA, 2058 nt
Organism: Cooperia oncophora
Lineage: Eukaryota; Metazoa; Nematoda; Chromadorea; Rhabditida; Trichostrongylidae
Source: the annotation of a GenBank genome assembly